AUGGCAUGCACCUCCCGCACGCACCUUCCCACAUUGCUCUUCUCACGUCGUUUCCUCUCUACGACCUGCAUACGACAGUCCGGACAUAGCAAAUGGUCUAAAAUCAAGCACGGAAAAGCAAUACAAGAUGCGCAGAAAGCGAAUUUGUAUAACCGGAUGGCGAGCGAGAUUGUCAUCGCUGCGAGGAAGGGCGGUUCCCCCGAUCCCGCACUGAACGUCUCGCUCCAGCUCAUCUUGGCCAAGGCAAAGAGAUUAGGUGUACCUAGGGAUAACAUCGAGUCUGCAUUAAAACGCGCGGCGGGCUCGGACUCGAAGGACGCGAUGCAAGAAGUGACCUAUGAGGUAUUGGGCCCAGGAGGGGUCCCGUGCAUAAUAGAUUGCAUCACGGACAACCCGACACGGACCAUCAUGCGAGUGAAGGAGCAAUUAAAUAAGUUCGGUGGACGCUUGGCAGAUGUGAAAUAUUUAUUCGAGGAGAAGGCAGUAUUUAGAUGCGAACCGAAGGAAGGCCAAACGUUUGACGAUAUCUUUGAACUGGCUGUGGAUGGAGGAGCUGAGGACGUCGUCCAGACAGAGGAGGAUAACGAGAUUGAGGUGCGUAGCGGAUAUAUGCUCUUUUAG
This is a messenger RNA of Dacryopinax primogenitus, 621 nucleotides long. Its product is annotated as YebC-like protein. Bases 1 to 621 code for a protein of 206 amino acids. Lineage: Eukaryota; Fungi; Basidiomycota; Dacrymycetes; Dacrymycetales; Dacrymycetaceae. Gene Ontology annotation, cellular component: mitochondrion. The record is from RefSeq and is a predicted model, not a curated record. The transcript is spliced from 5 exons.